Molecule: messenger RNA, 4126 nt
Organism: Lotus japonicus
Lineage: Eukaryota; Viridiplantae; Streptophyta; Magnoliopsida; Fabales; Fabaceae
Product: protein CROWDED NUCLEI 4
Exons: 8
Coding region: 210-3410 (1066 amino acids)
Biological process (GO): nucleus organization
Cellular component (GO): nucleus
Source: RefSeq, a predicted model, not a curated record
CAGUGUGAGCUUUAUACAGUGUGUGAUUAGAAAAGUAAAGUGCUUUUCUUUCUUUCAGCUCUGUCAAACAAGAACAACAAAAAACCAUUACCACAGUUUACCAGAAAAUCCAAACACGGUGGAAGAAGAAGCGAUUCCGAGAAGCAGAUUGAUAUAGAGUGAGAGAACGAGAAAGCGAGUUUGAGUGUGAAUCUGGUUUGAAAUCGGAGAUGGAGAUUUCGACUCCAAGCUCUUCAUCGAAGCCGCUAUCCAUUACACCCGGCUCUAGGGUUUUGAAAAGCCCUCUCUCCGACGAACAGAUCUGGAAGCGUCUCAGAGACGCUGGCUUCGACGAGGUUUCCAUUAAGCAGAAAGAUAAGGCUGCGCUUGUUGCUUACAUCGCUAAGCUUGAAGCUGAGAUAUAUGAUCUCCAGCACCACAUGGGCCUUCUCAUUUUGGAGAGAAAGGAAUUGGCUUCCAAGUAUGAUGAAGUUAAGACCUUGACUGAUUCAUCUGAGUUACUGCACAAACACAAUUCUGCCAUGAAUAAAUCUGCAUUAACUGAAUCAAGGAAACGGGAAGAAACUUUAAAGAAGACAAUCGGUGUGAAAGAUGCAUGCAUAGCAAGUCUCGAGAAGGCCAUGCAUGAGAUGCGUACUGAAUGUGCUGAAACAAAAGUUGCAGCUGAGAGUAAGUUUGCUGAAGCUCACCGAUUGAUUGGUGAAGCACAGGAAAAAUUUACAGAUGCUGAAGCCAAGUUGCGUGCUGCGGAAUCUUUGCAAGCUGAGGCUACCAGAUACAACAACAUUGCAGAAAGGAAGCUUCAUGAUGUUGAAGCACGUGAAGAUAACCUCAGGAGGCAAAUGAUAUCUUUCAAGUCUGAUUGUGAUGAAAAAGAUAAGGAGAUUAGUCUUGAGAGGCAAUCCCUCUCUGAAAGGCAAAAGAGUUUGCAGAAGGAACAAGAAAGCUUACUUGAAUCACAAGCCUUGCUCAACCAAAGAGAGGAUCACCUUUUUAGUAAGUCUCAGGAACUAAAUCGUCUUCAAAAGGAGUUGGAGGACAUGAAAGUGAAAAUUGAAAAGGAACAUGAAGCAUUCCAUGACGAAAAAACCAGCCUAAAACUAUUAGAGGCCACCCUAUUACAACGAGAAGAGGCACUCAAUAAACUACAAAUGGAGCUCAACAAGAAAGAGAAAGAGUUGGUUGAAUUUCAAGUGAAGCUUGCAAAUAGAGAAUCUGAUGAAACUCAGAAAGUUACAGCUGAUCAAGAAGCUAUAUUGAGAGCUAGAAAACAUGAUUUGGAAGUUGAGCUGCAAAUGAAGCGCAAAGUGGUUGAAAGUGAAAUUGAGACAAAGAGACGGACAUGGGAAUUAAAGGAAGUUGAUCUUAAACAGAGGGAGGACCAAAUCCAGGAAAGGGAGCAUGAGUUGGAAGUUCUCACAAGGUCACUGAGCGAGAAGGAGAAGGAUCUGGUGGACCAAUCUAGUGCCCUUCAAGAAAAAGAUCAAAACCUGAGAGCUGCUGAGAAGGAGUUUGAGUUAAAUAGAACCAUUUUGCAAAAGGAGAAAGAUGAUAUAGAACAAGCAAAGCAAGAUCUACAGAUGUCAAUGGCAUCUUUGGAAAAUAAAACAAGACAAGUUGAUCAUGCAAAAGAGAGAUUGGAGGAAAUGAAAAGUGAAACAGGUGACUUGUCAAUUUUUGAAGUGAAACUGAAGGAAGAGAUUGACCUUGUAAGAUCUCAGAAGUUGGAGCUUUUGGCUGAGGCAGAUAAACUGAAAGCUGAGAAGGCAAAGUUUGAAGCUGAGUGGGAGCUUCUUGAUGAAAAAAAAGAAGAGCUGCAGAAAGAAGCAGAAUUCAUAGCAAAGGAAAGGAAAGAAGUUUCCACUUUUAUUAAGAAUGAGCGUGACCAGCUAAGGGAAGAGAAAGAGAGUUUGCGUAAUCAGUACACCCAUGACUUGGGGUUGCUUGCCAGUGAACGAGAAAAGUUCAUGAACAAGAUGGCACAGGAACAUGCUGAGUGGUAUGGCAAGAUGCAGCAAGAGCGUGCAGAUUUUUUGCAGGAUAUUGAGAUGCAAAAACAAGAGCUUAAUAACCUUAUUGAAAAGAGACGUGAAGAAGUGGAAAGAUAUUUGAAGGAAAGAGAAAAGACUUUCGAGGAAGAAAAGAACAGGGAAUUCCAGAAUAUUAAUGCUCUUAAGGAGAAAGCAGCACAAGAGUUGGAACAUGUUUCCUUUGAGAUGAAAAGGCUUGAAACUGAGAGGACUGAGAUCAAUUUGGAUCGUGAACGGAGAAAUAGAGAAUGGGCUGAACUAACUGAUUGUAUUAAGGAACUUGAGGUUCAAAGGGAUAAACUUCAAAAACAGAGAGAAUUAUUGCAUGCUGAUAGAAUUCAAAUUUUUGCUCAGACCGAAGAAUUGAAGAAGCUAGAGGAUUUGAAAAUUGUCUCUGAUGACAUUGCUAUUGCUGAAAUGGUUAGAUCUGAUAUGGAGUCUAAGCAACAAAUAAUCUCUGCAAGGAAAAACCUGAAGCAUCAGACUCUUACACAAGGUGGUCGGCUAAAUUCUCAUAAGGAAAUAGAUGUUGAUAAUACUCCAUAUGUGGAGAGGUCAUCAGGUCUUUCACCUCCUAGUCCUGUUCGAUUCUCUUGGAUAAAACGAUGCAGUGAAUUAAUUUUCAGAAAUUCUCCUGAGAAGCCACUUAUCAGGAAAGAGGAUUCACCUAUAGUGUCUGAUACAGGUAAUGUUAGCAAUGGUGGGAAAAAGCACAUGGAAAAUGACAACCCACUUAGUAGCUUUAGCAAAGGACAGCAAAUGGGAUAUUCUUCCGGAGAACCGAAAGUGAUAGUUGAAGUACCAUCUCGAGGUGAAGAUGCCAUCAGAACAAGUGAGUAUGAGUCUGCGACUAAAGAUGUCAAUGGGAAAACUUCCCUCUCAUUGUCAGAUGGACGCCAUUUGGGCAGGGGGAAAAGAGGCAGGGCGAACUUGACCAAUAAAGUUGACAACCCACUUGUAGAUCUGGGACAGAAUAAGAAACCAAGAGCUGAAAAACAAGCCGAAAAUCCUUUAGAUCAGGGCACUACCUUCUGUGUUAUUUCAAACCAAUCAGAUGUAUCAGAAGUCCAGCAGGUGUUAAUGUCGUCAAAUCAAACGCAAGGGAACACUGAAGAAACUCGUGUAGUAAUGGUUGAUAAGGUUAUUCAUGUAUCAGAAGUGACUUCAGAGAGAGUUGAUACUCACAUUAUCCCCAGUCAAGAACCAAAAGAUAAUUUGCAGAGUUCUGCAUUGGGUGUGGGUCACAAUCUUAAUGGAAAAAAAAUUGAUCAAUCAAAUUCUAAAACUAAACCAGAAGAUAUUUUACCUUCGGGUUCCAGUAUAUUGGAGAAGACAGAGGAAAUAUGCAAAGAAAGCAAUGAACAUUUUUCUGGACACUGAUAGGAACUGCUGAUGUUGGAUGAGAAAUUAGUGUGGUUAUGACUUAAGUAUAUAUUAGGAGUGUGUGAUGUUCUGCUUCAAUUACCAAUACAUGCCUGGCUGUACUUCCUCUCAACUAUCUCCUUUUAUCUUCACUUCAGAUUAUAUCUUAUUUUGAAAUUGGAUUCAUUAUCUUCUUGCCAUGCAGGAAGCAAAAGGAGGGCUCCUCAUUUGUUGGUGACUUGGAGCUGGGUGUGUAUGUAGAGAUAGAGAUACAUAACUUGGGGAUGUCUCAGCUGUGUGUAGCUGCACACACUUUAUGGAUGCAGUUGCAAACUAUAAUUAGGGUGAGUUAGACUGUUGAUAUCAAUAGUUCGUAAAAUCAGAAUAUUAUGGCUUCCUAAAAAGAAUUAAGAAAAAAAAGAAGAAAAUUUUAAAUACAGUAGGUUGGUUUUUCUGAUUGAGCGAGUUUUUCUGGCAUGGUUUUGUUUGUUGCUUUGAAACUCUCCAGAUUUGAGUCUUUGAUUGAGCGCGGAAUGUCAUGGCGUAGCCAUUAUUAGUGAUUUUAUUGUCUGAAGCUCUUGUAAAUGUUCUGGCUGGUUCUUACUUUGCAUUGUAUUGUGUCAAUGCUUUGCUGAUGAAGGUUGAAUUUUUUAAGAAGUUGCUGACAAGAGUUUAUACCUUUUAAGGUCAUGAAAAAUUAAUCGACCAAGUUUAAUGAAAUAAUAUCUUAAACA